CGGCCAGUGUGACCAUUAAUCGCCGAUGUUGCCACAAUCGACGAAAAUUGUGUGAUAUUGUGUGAAGUGGAAAGAAUAAAAAAAACUUGGUGGCAAGAAAGACGUCGGGUGCCCACAAAAAAGAGUGUUGACUAUUGUAAGAAAAAUUGCAACGCGCCAAAUCCUGGCAAAACCGGAAGCAAAAAAAAAGAAAAAAAUCCACCAACAACAACAAGCAAAUUUUUUUUUGCUGGAAUUUUUCUUUUAAGUUUUUGUGUUGUUGAGGCGCUGACAACGACGAAGCGACGCCACGCCGCUUAACAAAACACAACAACAACAACAAUAUUAUUAGCAUAUAAUUUGUUUUUGCGCGCAGCCAUAACAAAAACACACACACAAACACACACAACAAUCAUGAACUCGAAACGCAUGAAAUACACAACGCCAACGAGCAAAGAGGAAAUUAUCAUACAACAACAACAACAACAACAGCAGCAGCAGCAACACGAUGUUGUGGCAGAUGUGGUCGCCGAUGUGGAAGACGAAACUGGCGCCACAGAACUAUACACUUAUGCCUAUGCCACCAACGACGACGAAGUCGAUGAGGGCGAUGUCGAUGACGAGGAGAUCGAUGAUGUGGACGACGAUGUCGAUGGCGUUGUGACCAAUGCCCAAGAAGUGAUUAUCGAUGAGCAUGGGCAUGCGGUGACCUUGCAACAGCUGGUGGAGAACAGCACCGUCGAAGAGGUGGAGACCAUUGAACAAGGUGACGGCACACACACCAUUCUACACAUUGUGCCCAAUAUGCAGCAGCAACAUGUUGUUCAUGAUGUCGACGAUGUCGAACACGAUGAACUCGAUGACGAUGUGGACGACGAGGAUGUGGAUGACGGCGGCGAUAAUGUCGGUGUCGAGGAGGGCGAAGUCGAUGAUGUGGACGAUGAGGAUGCCGAUGGCGAUGAGGAUGAUGAUGAAUUGGGUUCGAUUGUGUACGAGGGCACCAUCGAUCACAGUCCCGACUCCGAUUCGCAAUCGUCGCGCAACAAAACCUUCUAUUGCCCCAAUUGUGGCAAUUGCUAUAGCGCCGCCGGCUCAUUAAAGCUCCAUAUGCGCGCCUGUCUGCGGCAACGCAACGAAGUCUCCGCAGAGGAUCGCAAAUGCAAGGUGUGCAGCAAAAUCUUUAAUUCGGUGGCAUACCUUAAGGAGCAUAUGAUGCGACAUACGGGCGAACAGCCGUUCCGUUGCACACGCUGUUAUCGCAAAUUCGUCGAUGAAUCCAAAUACAAUACACACAUGGAUUCGCACAAGCAUCAGGAUAAACUUGAGGCCGAGGCGGAAGCAUUGGCCGCCCAACACGGUGGCAAAAAGGUUGUCGUCAAGGAGUUUACAUGCUCGUUCUGUGCGCAGAACUUUACGGUUGUCUUCGAUGUGGGGCAGGUGAAGCGUCGCUAUGCCUGCGAUGCGUGUCGCGACAAAUAUUCAAAUGCGGAGGCGUUGCGUCAGCACAAACAGCAGGUGGAGGAGAAGCGUGAAUUUAGCUGCGAGCGUUGCGGUCGCAAGUUUGUCUUCGAGGGUUUCCUGCAACGUCAUUUGCCAACCUGUGAUGGCAGCAUUAAGCGGCGUCGCGACAUGAAGUAGAGGUGGCAGCAACGUGAUGGCAGCUGGCGGCGACGUCGCAAGGCAAGGAGCAAACAACACGAUGACGAACAGGAGGAGGAGGAGGAAGAGCAGAAUGAAGAAGAGGAAGAGGAAGAGUCACCGCCAAUGCGUUACGUUGUUAUUAAACAGGAGGAGCUGGAGGAGAAGCUAGAAGAGCUGUAGGAGGCGCCACACUAUCAGCAGCAGCAGCCCAAGAGGCUGCCACGCCCCCCAAUACCAACAAAAACACAAACACACAUGAACACACACACACACACGCCCUUGUUUUAGCUAAAUAUUAUAGCUCUUAGAACUGUAAAGAAAAACCACACAAAACCAACAAAACAAUUUUCAUUUUAUACACACACACACACACAUUGAGGAACAUUCAUGUAAACUGCGCUUGUGGAACUUAAAUGCGAGCUGUCUUUUAUGGUUUGGCAUCCAAAGGAGAGCGAAUCGUCUUUGAUGUGGAACCUAAAUGCUAGCUGCUUUUGUUGAAUCCAAAGCGCAAGGCAAAAAAAACAACAACGCAAAAAAGGAAUGCAGCUUGCAUUUGUGGAACUUAAAAGCACGCUGCUAAACGAAAAACCAACAACAAUAUACAAAAAGGAACCCAACACACACACACACACACACACACAUGCGCAGCUGCCAGCGAAGAAGAAGAUGCGGUAGCUGCAGCCGCAGCCGCAGAUGAAACCAAUCAAUUAUUUUUUUUUAAAUAUGUAAUCAUAAUUAUAAGAAUUUGUUAUCGCAAUUCGAUCGAGACAUCAAACUACAAAAACAACAUCAAGGCAAAAAACAAAACCCAAUAUAAUACAAAACAUCAAACGACAAAACAAAAUGGCGCAUAAGUCUCUCAGUCUCUAAUGUAUAGUUUACGUACUUUUUAAUUUCAAUGUAUGAAAUGUAUACUUACAUUUUCCAAUACAAACACCAAACUCCAACACACACACACGAAAAAAAAAAACUUUUAUUAUAAUAGCCGCUAAUCUCUAAAUACAACAAUGCUAACAAAUGCAUUCAUUGAUGUUGAUUGAAUUCAAUAAAAACGAACACUUAAACAAAAAAGCAAAAAAAA
Messenger RNA from Drosophila nasuta, 2701 nucleotides. Its product is annotated as zinc finger E-box-binding homeobox 1. Gene Ontology annotation, molecular function: DNA-binding transcription factor activity, RNA polymerase II-specific; RNA polymerase II transcription regulatory region sequence-specific DNA binding. Bases 394 to 1617 code for a protein of 407 amino acids. Gene Ontology annotation, cellular component: nucleus. Gene Ontology annotation, biological process: regulation of transcription by RNA polymerase II. Lineage: Eukaryota; Metazoa; Arthropoda; Insecta; Diptera; Drosophilidae. The transcript has 2 exons. The record is from RefSeq and is a predicted model, not a curated record.